CUUUGCUGGCAACAUAACAGAAAUGCAUUAUUUGGAAGAUGGUACUACCACUAUUGUCACGCGUAAUUAUACGAAUCAUUGCUUCUAUCAUGGCCAUGUACAAGAAUAUGCUGAAUCUGCAGUAAUUUUGAGUACAUGCUCUGGACUCAGGGGUAUUAUUUUCGUUGAAGAUAGAGCCUACAUUUUGGAACCACUGGAAGGUGCUAUGAAUGAACAUAUAAUCUAUAGACUAAAACACCCAAAUCUAAUCCUGGGCACAUGUGGCCAUCAUCUCAAUCUUACAGGUUCUACUUUGGGGGAUACUGCACAGUUUAUUCCGACGUUUACUAGCAGACGCAAAAGAGAAACUCUGAAGUCCACCAAGUAUCUCGAGCUGGUUAUUGUGGCUGAUAAUCGAGAGUUUCAGAGACAAGGCAAAGAGGAAAAAGUGAAACUGAGGCUGAUAGAAAUUGCAAACUAUGUUGAUAAGUUCUACAGGCCAUUAAAUAUUAGAAUAGUCUUGGUUGGAUUAGAAGUCUGGAAUGAUGUGGAUAAGUGUACAGUAACUCAAGAUCCCUUCACCACCCUUCAUGAGUUUCUGGAUUGGCGAAAGAUGAAACUAUUACCUCGUAAACCACAUGAUAAUGCACAACUAGUCAGUGGAAUCUAUUUCCAAGGUACCAUCAUUGGAAUGGCACCUAUACUGAGCAUGUGCACCGAAGAGCAAUCUGGAGGUGUUGUUAUGGAUCAUGCAGACAAUCCAUUGGGGGCAGCAGUAACUCUGGCUCAUGAACUAGCCAAUUUUGGUAUGAACCAUGAUACACUGGAAAGAGAUUGCAACUGCAAAACUGGACAAGGCGGCUGCAUUAUGAACCCUUCAACUGCCUAUCCAUUUCCUAUGAUGUUCAGCAGCUGCAGCAAGGAGGACUUGGAAAUCAGCUUGAAGAAGGGCAUGGGGAUGUGUCUCUUCAACCUUCCAGAGGUUAAGGAAUCAUUUGGUGGCCCCAAAUGUGGGAAUGGCUAUGUAGAAGAGAGAGAAGAAUGUGACUGUGGUGAACCUGAGGAAUGUACGAACCAAUGCUGUAAUGCGACAACCUGUACUUUAAGGCCAGGAGCAGUGUGUGCACAUGGACUUUGCUGUGAAGAUUGCAAGCUGAGGCCAGCGGGGAUUUUAUGCAGGGAUACCAGCAAUUCCUGUGAUCUUCCUGAAUUCUGUACUGGAAGCAAUCCUCAUUGCCCAGCCAAUGUUUACCUGCAUGAUGGGCACUCAUGCUAUGGGAUCGACGGGUACUGCUAUAACGGGAUGUGCCAGACUCAUGAACAGCAGUGCAUCACCCUCUGGGGACCAGGCGCUAAACCUGCUCCUGAGAUAUGCUUUCAGAGAGUCAAUUCCGCAGGAGAUCCAUAUGGAAACUGUGGCAAGGAUUCCAAAAGCACUUUUGCCAAAUGUGAACCCAGAGAUUCAAAGUGUGGGAAAAUUCAGUGUCAAGGGGGAGCCAGUCGACCUGUAAUAGGCACCAAUGCUGUCUCAAUAGAAACAAACAUCCCUUUACCAGGAGGAGGCAAAAUUCUGUGCCGAGGAACACAUGUUUACUUGGGGGAUGAUAUGCCAGAUCCAGGUCUUGUCUUGGCUGGAACAAAAUGUGAAGAUGGAAAAAUUUGUCUUAAUCGCCGCUGCCAAAACACCAGUGUAUUGGGUGUUCAUCAAUGUGCAACAAAAUGUCACGGGCGUGGGGUCUGCAACAAUAAAAAAAAUUGCCACUGUGAGGCUCAUUGGGGUCCUCCCUUUUGUGAUAAGGCAGGAUUUGGCGGCAGUGUUGACAGUGGGCCAGUUCGACAAUCUGAUAACAGAAGCUUAAUUGCAAUACUUAUAACCAUCCUCUGCCUUCUGGCGGCCAGUUUACUUGUCUACUUCAAGAGGAAGACCUUGAUUAGAGUGCUCUUUAUUAAUAAGAAGACUACAAUAGAGAAACUUAGGUCUGUGAGUCAAACAAGGCCUUCCAGUUCAUCUGAAUCUAAUCGUGUUCAUACCGCAACAUCCCUCAGUAAGAAACCAGACAAACAGCCACAAAAUUCAACCACACCCAGGAGAAACAACAUACAACAAUUGCUCCAGUAUCAGAAAAGAGAUAUUGGCUACUUUGGGAAGGCCCAGGAUGUAUCGAAAUGGAGCCCACCAGAGAGGAUCCAGCCACAUCUUUCUGAGCUUUCCAGCCAACAGUCUGUGUUUGGAAAGGGGCUGCCCACAAAGCCCCCUCUGAAAUUUGACCUGGAAUCUUGCAAACCAAGUCCUCCUCAGAAGCCUUUGCCUGCUAAUCCUCAGAACAAAGCUGUACAGUUUAAACCUAGUUCUAGGACAACGUUUGAGCUUCCAAAACCUAUGCCUCAAAUUGCUCCUGUCAGGCCUGCACCCAAACCUCCACUUCACGUGCCUAGGCCCUGCAAUGCUGCCUAUAUGAAAUGAAAUGGUGGGGAGGGAUGAACACCAUCUUUAUUCUGAAAAAAUAGAAGUUUGCACUAUUUUUCAGCUGGAAAUUAAUAUUUUUAUAUCAACCCAAUUGAAUGUUUAAUGUUCUGCAUCCCAUUGUUUUAAGAACUCUGAGCUACUGCCUUUGGUGCUAUAGUGUGUGAAGGUGGUUUGCGUCCUCGCUCAGGUACUAAUAAAUUAUUAAUUUAUACUGAUAUUUAUUACAGUGCAGAGCACUGUAGUAAAUAUUAUUUCAUCAUAAUCAAGUUUUCCUAGGAUGGAAGCCAUUUUUAUGAUGUUUAAGCAGUUUUGAACCACCCUUCAUUUUAAAUUUCACAGCAGGCUAUAUACCACCUCUCAAGUGUUCGUUGUUCCUUUUAGAUCUAUUCUAUGCAGGAUGCUGACUAGGACUGAAAUAAAAUUGCUGAGCUCAAGGGACCAAUGGAAGUUCAAAUACAGUUAUAUCUUUUGUUGUUUGCCAAAAUCUGGAGGCAAAAUUUAAUUUGGGGGGGUACAAUUUACUGGAAGAUGAAGUAAACAACUGCCAAUGCUGUUCCUAUUGAUAUUCCAUUAGAAAGAUGGAAAAAUACUAUUUACAAAAAUCAAGAGAUACUGUGAGAUUUUUCUCAUAAUUUGAAAGCUUAUAGUAAGCAAAGGCAACCAAAAAUUCACUGUGAUUACGCAUGUAUCAAAUGGACAUCCAAUCUACCUCUAGUGAACUGUGCAUAUGCAACAUAACCAUUUUUGGAGCAAAUAAUACAAAAUGUGAUUUGUGCAAAACUCAUCUCCAUCAUCAUGGUACAUAUCCACGUUAAAUAUACACUGAAUUAUCUCUUGAGGCUUAAAUACCUAUCCCAAAAAUCAGCAGUUUUAUCCAGUACCCAGAAUCCAUUUUCAAGUGUAACAGAGUCUCAGGAUUAUUUCUUAUUAAGUAUUUAUUUCAGUUCUAUAUUAGUCACCUGUUCCAGAAUUACAAUGGGUUAGAGAAAUCUUCAGAUAAAUUGUACUAACACAAGUAAUUUCUUCUUUGUAAUACACAAAAAUAGUUAGCCAUAACUGUAUAUCCUAACUCACUGUACUGUAAUGUUAAACGCCUGUUUUCCAAGAGUGUAUAGAUUUUCAAAUAGCUUUUACAGUACUGUAAUAUUGAAGACCAUUUUAAUUAGAAAUGGUGUGAAAUUUCUAUCGUAAUGCCUUUUUCAAACUUUUCAAUCUUCUCAGUGUAUCUGUAUGUGUACGAGUAUACAUAUAUAAACAUCUGCAUGCACACAAUGCCCGUGAGGUUCACACUUUGAUGAUUGGUUUCCAUCAAUACAGCACAAGGUGCUUGUCCUUUUCUUACUCUGUGGUGCAACAGACCACAUAGCCACAAAACGUAGAGACAGCUUUAUAGUUCCAUAACACCCAGUUCAGAUGCGUACUUACCAUUUAUACGAUGUUUUCAUGUGCAGAAUAACAAGUAACUCAGCACGGGAGAGAAGUUUCACUUUUUAAAAAUGUAUUACUGUAGCAGUCAUAUUUCAAAAACAUGUUUCUUACAAAUAGCUGUGCGCAGUAACAAAAAUGUAUUGUUUCAUACUAAAAGGGGGGGGGGGGAAUCAACCCAGUAAAAUGUUUUGUGAAAACCCAUUAAAGUUGGUUUGAGUACAGUGUUUAGCAUUUACAAAGACUAGAUUCCUAUAGAGGUACUGUUUUGAGUUAAGCUACCAUAUUUAGAUUGAAAAGCAGCAGACGGCUAGAUGGCAACAAAGAGACAGUCAACUCGUUGUUGUUGCAGUAACACAAUGGUAAUAGACACGUGACUCUGCCGUGACAUCACUUUUAACUCUUCACCUCCAUAUGUCCACUGAUUUUAUAAAAAUAAUGUAAUCAGUUUUUAUAUCAGGCUGUUGCCUGCCAAGAAAUUUAAAGAAUUCAACACUUAGAUUUCUGAGAGAGAAGUCAGUCAUUUCCAAUUUGCCUGCCUAAAAAUUAUUGAAUUUCCCAUGCCUCUCUAUAUAAAUGUGAGCUCUUUUAUCUGCCGUCUCUUUACAGUCAAAAAGUCUGUACCAUUUAUUUUCUCCCCUGCUAACUAGCCAAACAGCAAUUCAAGGCUUAUUUCAUUAGCAGCAUGAAUUACUGACCUACCAUCUAAAGGAUAACAGCAGCUGGGAAGCCUAAGAUAAAUGUAUUUGUCCUUGGUUUAGCAAGUUUAUAAAAAAUAACUGCAUUUUUUAUUGACAGAGCUACAUUUAUUUUUUUCCUUUCUCUUAAAAAUACUUAACCAAUUGAAUUCCUAUAUUUUACGUCUUUCCUCUUAUUAUAAAUUGACCAAUAAUAUCAUCUGUUAAUACAUAAAACUGCUUCCAGUUCUCAGAUCUUUGGGUCAUUCCAGUUGUAUAUGCAAUAUACUAUUUACCAAAGUCACUAAUCUUUGCUUCCUAGUAGAGAGAACGAGCACCAAAUGAUUUUCAUUUCUUUUUUGGUGCAUAAUUUAACUUUUCCAAUUAUUAUGCUCUGUAUCUAGGCAACAAGAGCAGUAAAGCCUAUGAAGAAACCAGGUAAAAAUAUCCAUAUCUCAAAAUAAAGCAAAAUGGGAUUAUCUAGAAAACAAUUUGCUUUAUAAACCUUGCAUAUGUUACAAUGUAAUAAUUGAUAUUUUAAUUUAUAAGGCAUUUGGAAAAUAUUAAUGUCAUAUUUAUGCUAAGUAGGAAGAGUUAUUGAUGACUGUAGAAUUGUUUUUUAAAAUAAGAUUUGGCAAGUGCUAUUAGGAUUCUUUGUAUCUUCUGCCUCUUAAAUCGUUAUAGGUUUUCUGAGAGUUGACCCUCCGUUCUCCAUGAAAAUUAAUUGCAUUUGACUAUCACUCAAAAUAAAUUUGUAAUUGCUUAUUAAAAAGAUAUUUAUUCAUCCAGCAAGAAUCCCAGGAAGAGACUGCCUAUAAAAAAUAGUAGAAGCAAAACUAUUUAAGAGAUAUAACCUUCAGUUAGAAGACACUAUGAGUUUGAGUUUUAUUUCAUUUGUAUGCCGCCCUUUUCCCUGAGGGGACUCAGGGCGGCUCACAGCUCA
Thamnophis elegans (Western terrestrial garter snake) is the source of this 5491-nucleotide messenger RNA. It is a transcript of the gene ADAM12, whose product is annotated as ADAM metallopeptidase domain 12. Gene Ontology annotation, molecular function: metalloendopeptidase activity. The record is from RefSeq and is a predicted model, not a curated record. Lineage: Eukaryota; Metazoa; Chordata; Lepidosauria; Squamata; Natricidae. Gene Ontology annotation, biological process: proteolysis.